Molecule: messenger RNA, 1310 nt
Organism: Sorghum bicolor (sorghum)
Lineage: Eukaryota; Viridiplantae; Streptophyta; Magnoliopsida; Poales; Poaceae
Exons: 4
Coding region: 439-1074 (211 amino acids)
Source: RefSeq, a predicted model, not a curated record
CAGUUCCGUUGGAUUCUCUCUCUUGUCUCGCCUCCCACUCCCCAAUCCUCCUCUGCUUCCAACCUGCCUCGCCUCCUCCGCUCCGCUUCGCCGCCGAUCAGCCACGCCGCCGCCUGCCCGCCUCCCUAGGUGAGCACCACCAUCUGGAAUCUACUCCUGCUGACGGGUACCUCCCAUUCCAUUCCCCCCGCCUGCAAUCGAACCGACGGGCUCGGCUCGCCUGACCCGCCGCGGGCGCUCCCUCCGUCGUUCAAAUCGACCCCACCCCCGCGGCGCGCGCCUCGGGUCCCCGCCUCCGCGGAUCUCCGGUUUAAUUAUGGUUAAUAAACGUGUGUAUUAAUGUACUGGAGGAGCCUGGCCUUCUAGUGACAAGCAAGUAGCAUUAUUGGUGAAGAAAACAGCAACAGCUGAGUUACCAAAGAAAGGCAAAAACUGUAAAUGUCUCAAGGAACUUCUCUGUUGCCAAAAGAUAAAGGACCUACCACAGAACCUGGAAAGGCUAUCGGCAUCAAACGGCUGCAGACUGAUACUCCCUCAGGUCCUGCAUAUCAUAAUGUUUAUGUACGAAGGAAAGUAGAAUCUGAGCAUAGUAAAGCGAACCCUUCUCAGGAGUUGAAAGGUAAUGGAAAAGACAAAGCAAAAGAGCUGGAGGCAUGCCAAGAUGUUCAGCAUGAGGAGGCCAAUAAGCCCCAAGUGGCAUCUCCUAUUGCUGAACCUGUAGAACUUGUAUCUGCCAAAUCUCCUGAAAAAUCAAAUGCGGAAAUUGUGCUGGAGAAAACUGAGCCACCAGUUCCUUCCAGCACUGGCAUUCAAGAGGAGGUGAAACAGCCAAGCAUAGAAUACUGGAAUGAGAGAUUUAAUCGGUUACAGACAUAUUUGGAGAACUGUGAUAAUUCAACCCAGGAGGGUUAUUUGCGAAAGCUUAGGUCCCUUUCGGCUGCUGGGCGAAACAUGCAUGCAAUUGAGCUGGAGAAAAGGGCAAUACAUCUCUUAGUGGAGGAAGGGAAAGAGCUGCAGCGAAUGAAGUCUCUGAAUGUUCUGGGGAAGGUUUCCCCAAAUGCUCAUCGAAGCUGACACCUUUGCAGCGAUAGUCUCUAAUGUGAUGACAGUGUAACAGCUUAGAGCUGUAUGUAUGCUCAAAUACAUUGCAGAAGCAUGUUGUGCCUGUGUAACACCUUUUCUUGAUUUUCCUUUUUUUUAUCUAUUCCAUUCCCUGCCCUUUUGAUGUAAUUUUGUUGUAAUGCUAUGUAAUUAGCCGUACAGAUAAACCUGCCAUGUUUAAUCCUAAACCUGACUUUUUUUGUUUGUUC